UGAGUUGCUCGGGAAAUACUGCCCGCCACUUACUGACCAGUGCAACUUUAGUCAUUUUUGUGUCAAUUGUUAAAAUUGAAUUUAAUUGUUUUUAGUGUUUGUUUACUAGUCGUAGUUUUACUUAGUGCUAGGUCAGAUAAGGUUGUAGACAGAGUAUCGAAAAUGGGGAGUAAGGAGGGAACUACUGUUUUUAGGUGCAAGUGGUCACCUUGUGAUGCAACCUUUCCUCUCAGAAUCGGUUUGAGACGCCACCAGAGGAAAUGUCUCCACCGUCCUCCUUUAUUUCACCCUCCAUCCGCCACAUACACACCCACUGCUGCGAGAGAGAGACAGACGACACGACUCUUGUCAACCACGCUCACACCGACCGCUACAGAGGAUGAUGAUGAUGUUGGAGUUAUUUUUGAAACUCCGCCACCUACUCCUCCCAUCCCAACAGUAACUCGAGAUCUGGGACGAAAGUCAAGGACACCCACAGCAAUCAGGAAGACCACUAAAUCUCUCAGGUUUUCAUGCAAGUAUUGUAAGAAGGGGUUUGCCAAUAAUUACCAUUGCAAACGUCAUGAAGAUGAGAGUUGUCCAAACAACUCAGACCGUGAACUCCCCUCAAGUACUUGCCCUAUUUGUCAUUUAGUUGUUAGAGGGAAUAACUCUCACUUGAAAUUCCACAUCUUACUCAACCACACCAUUAUUGAUAUCAAUACAUUGUCUGAAUCUCAAAUGAAACAGCUUCACCCAUUCCAUACAAACGAACUCAAUCAGUUGAGAACUGUUGACCCUGUCCUGCCCCACCAUGCUAAUUUCCGUGAUUUGUGCAAGAAGUGGGUUAAAAGGUUGGAUUUAUACUGCACCGCAGAAGUGGGACGUGUCACGGACCCUUGUAGCGUGUAUCUAGUCGCCACCAUCCGUGGGAGGUUUACCUCAGUUGCUGAAGCAUUUGACUAUGUCAUGAAGGGUGGUGACAACGUUUCGUUUUAUAUCGGAUGUAAUGGAAAAGGAAUUGGUGUGGCCCCUCAUCACUUCUUGGAUGCAGUGAACUCUUGUUUGUGGAAGGCAGGACGAAGAGGGGAGACUGUAGUGUUAUUGAAAUUGUGAGAGUUCAAGGGAACAGCUCAUAAGGAUAAUCUCCAAUCAGCACAUGAGUUGGAAUCAAAAUUAAUUGAAUACGCUCUAUCUAGUCAAGAUUAUAUUGCCAAAGACGGGUCAAGGAUGAGGUGGCUAAAUAUGAAAAGGGAAGCAGCUACGUUCCUUACUCUUCCUAUUGCAGACCAAGAGAAAGCCAUCACGGAUGGAGUGACAGGGGUUCCCUUUCUCUGCCGAGCUGCCAAAUGUGGACCAGACUGUGUCGCCUUCCUCCACCUCACCAACAAAGAAUGCAAAAUAUUACCAUUUCCAAUCCCCACUCAGUCAAACUUCCAGCGACCGCCCCAAUUACUUCCACCAAAGAAACUACUGACUGACCCCUACAAAAUUGAAAAAGAAUUAGCUGACCGAAUCAAGAAAAUCCAAGCAAGCGUAGAUAACACUGCAAACGUAAAAGCAUGUGUUUACAUUGCAAUAUUGCCCCUGACUGAACAAUAUGGUCAAAUGUCACCCACUGAGUACUGUCGACAUUGGGACGCCACACCUGAGGUGAGUGAGACUACCGCGUGCUAUGUCGGGAAAAAUCGUGACGGUACCGGUAUGCACAAGGGACAUAAAAAAACCCCGUCCCUAACUAGACCUGGGAGAGCAAUUUUGGAUGGAUCGAGGAAAUGCAUCCAAGUCGGUGUCAUACCUCGUGAGAAUGUGGAUGAGUCUGAAAAGUUGGAGGCUCUGUUGCUAGUUCAUCUCUUUUUGCAAGCUCGGGUGAGACGACAAGGGAGGAAGGUGAACCCUUUCAACAAACAAAUAUCCCCCGCUGCGUGGUUGCGUUGUUCAAAGGAGGAGAAAGAAGAGGUUGUUGAAUUGGGACUGGCAGGGGUCUCACCCAUUACUUUUGGAACAGAGAAACCUCACAUGAAAUUGAAAGGGAUUAAAUAUCCCAUUGUUAUUAACAUGGCUGAUGUAAAGGAAUUGGUUUUGCCGACACAGGAGGAGGAGGAGACAAAUUAAAAGAUUCAGUAUUUAUGAACUAUAUUACAGCUAUUCAUACAAAUAUGUACUUGUUAUUCGUUACGGCGUUUUUUAAUUUGAAUAAAAUAGAAGCACUUAGUAUUUAUA
Folsomia candida is the source of this 2202-nucleotide messenger RNA. RefSeq lists its product as uncharacterized. The transcript has 7 exons. The coding region runs from base 163 to 1095 and encodes 310 amino acids. Lineage: Eukaryota; Metazoa; Arthropoda; Collembola; Entomobryomorpha; Isotomidae. The record is from RefSeq and is a predicted model, not a curated record.